AUGGCAUCUCAAGAAUCAAUCAAUCAUACCGAUGCCAGCGCUGACAACCGGAAUGGCAAGGUGGCUUAUGAAAUUCCAAAGUUGAUCCCUGGCCCUCGAAGGAAGCCUUCUCAGAAAUCCGGUCCAUCAGAUCCUACUCCACAGACACCUACCUUACCUCCUCCUCCGUCGAUCGAGUCUGUACAUUUCACCACGCCUGUCAAGCGAAUCCUGUCACCCGCCGACCAUGAGAAGUUCCUCGCCUCACCAACAUACGUGCUGAUAAAGGCAUGGAUCUUUACGCUUGCGGACUCUGUCCGCGGUCGUCGAAUUUCGUCGCUGGACGCUCGAGACCUGUCGACCACCAUCAAGAAACUUGAUUCCGUUCUCGACUUCCUGGAAGGAAUGCUAAAUCAAUAUCCUCCUCUCGACACAGGAUCGAGGUUUGGCAAUCCGGUCUUCCGCAGUUUGCACAAAGCUAUUGUAAGAGAUGUGGACAAGAUACACAAGGAGGUACUGGGGCUGCACAAUGAGGAUGCCAUCAAAGAGAUAUCUGUCUAUUUGAUCAAUUCCUUUGGAUCUGAGGAGCGGCUUGAUUACGGGUCUGGCCACGAGCUGAAUUUUAUGAUGUGGUUGCUGUGUCUAUACCAACUGAAGCAUAUCGAACGAGAAGACUUUCCUGCAGUGGUAAUGCACACCUUUGUCCGAUACCUCAACCUCAUGCGCAAGAUUCAGAGCACAUACUACCUGGAACCUGCAGGGAGCCAUGGAGUCUGGGGCCUUGACGACUACCAGUUCUUGCCCUUUUUGUUCGGGGCAAGUCAGCUCAUCGGGCAUGCCUAUAUCACGCCCAGGUCGAUCCACAACAAUGUUGUUCUGGACGAGGAGGGCGACGACUACAUCUACCUCAACCAGGUCCGAUGGGUGGAUAGUGUCAAGACGGUCAAGGGACUGCGUUGGCAUAGCCCCAUGCUAGACGACAUCUCGGGCGCAAAGAGCUGGCAGAAGGUGGAAGACGGCAUGAGGAAGAUGUUUGUCAAGGAAGUCCUGGGCAAGUUGCCCAUCAUGCAGCACUUUCUGUUUGGAGGCCUGAUUCCGGGCACGGAAAACAUGGGCCAAUUGGACGAAGAGACACUGCGGGCCCAGGCCGAGCGAAUGCAGCAUGUGAAGGAAUACGGACACGAGCCUGACUACUGGGGCGACUGCUGUGGUAUCAAAGUACCCAGUACGGUUGCAGCGGGCGAGGAAAUGAGGAAGCGGAUGGGCACGUCGGGCGCGCUCCGCCCAAUACCAUUUGACUGA
Messenger RNA from Fonsecaea erecta, 1281 nucleotides. RefSeq lists its product as hypothetical. The record is from RefSeq and is a predicted model, not a curated record. Gene Ontology annotation, cellular component: protein phosphatase type 2A complex; cytoplasm; nucleus. Lineage: Eukaryota; Fungi; Ascomycota; Eurotiomycetes; Chaetothyriales; Herpotrichiellaceae. Bases 1 to 1281 code for a protein of 426 amino acids. Gene Ontology annotation, biological process: mitotic spindle organization. The transcript has a single exon. Gene Ontology annotation, molecular function: protein tyrosine phosphatase activator activity; peptidyl-prolyl cis-trans isomerase activity.